AUGUCUAACAGCAACAUCAUCUACCAUCAUCUUGGCAGAAAUGGACCCAAAGUCCCUGCUCUUGGCUUUGGCGCAAUGGGUUUUACGUCCUUCUACGGAAAUCGUGUCAGUGACGACGAGAGUCGCGAAGUUCUCAAAGCGGCUGUCGAGGCGGGAUGUGCGUUCAUUGAUACCAACAUCCUUUAUGGAAUGGGAGAGAACGAAAGGCUCAUUGGCAGCCUGCUCAAGGAUCCCGAAUUCCGCUCCAAGGUCUUUAUUUGCACUAAAUUCGGAACUUUUAUCACACCCGAAGGCAAAUUCGGCAACUCUGGCAAACCUGAAUACGUUCGCCAGUGCUGCGAAGAGUCUUUGAAGAACCUUCAGGUCGACUACAUUGACCUUUACUAUCAAAACAGGGUUGACCGUAAUAUUCCAAUUGAAGAAACGUGGAAGGAAAUGAAGAAACUCCAAGAGGAAGGCAAAGUCAAAUACCUUGGCAUAUGUGAAGCGACAGUAGAGGAGAUUCGUCGCGCUCAUGCUAUCGCACCCAUCUCUGCUUUGCAAAUCGAGUUCUCUCCCUUUACCCCGGAUAUUCGUGAGAAUGGAAUUCUCGACGCUUGCCGCGAACUCGGAAUUGCUAUCGUGGCAUACAGUCCUCUCGGGAGAGGCUUCCUGACUGGUGCAUACAAGAGUGUGGACGACUUUGAAGAGGGUGACUUCCGCCGCAACAAUCCUCGUUUCCAGGGAGAAGCAUUCAAAGAGAACCUCAAGCUCGUCGAUGCUCUGAAAGAAAUCGCUGACAAGAAAGGCGUUACCCCAGGCCAACUAACUCUCGCCUGGGUACUCUCUCAAGGCGAUGACUUCUUCGCCAUUCCUGGAACCAAGAAGAUCAAAUAUCUUCAAGAUAACCUCGGGGCGCGCGAUGUGAAACUCACCGAAGAAGAGAUUUCAUCUAUUGAAGAAAUCCUUAACCGCAUCAAGGUCAUGGGGGACAGGUAUGCAGGCGGCGCAGCGGCAACCGGAACUGCUUUCUAG
This is a messenger RNA of Serendipita indica DSM 11827, 1014 nucleotides long. The record is from the annotation of a GenBank genome assembly. NCBI's taxonomy places the organism in Eukaryota, Fungi, Basidiomycota, Agaricomycetes, Sebacinales, Serendipitaceae.